This is a messenger RNA of Trichoderma virens Gv29-8, 1149 nucleotides long. RefSeq lists its product as uncharacterized. The record is from RefSeq and is a predicted model, not a curated record. Lineage: Eukaryota; Fungi; Ascomycota; Sordariomycetes; Hypocreales; Hypocreaceae. Bases 1 to 1149 code for a protein of 382 amino acids. The transcript has a single exon.
AUGAACAACAUCUUUGGCGAGAGACGACCAUAUCUGGUAAUUCGCGACACCGCAGACGAUGCCACGCGGAUUUCCUCAGAGGAGACUUCCCACCCGACACCUGCCUGGGUAAAAGCUUCUUGGAAAAAAGAUUUCCACAUGUCUCCCUUCAAUUCUCGCAAAGGGUCUUAUUCCAUGCUGGCCAGAGACCCCUUUGAAGGCAACGUGGAAAGCUUCUCCGGCAUUGACAUAGCUCUUGAUCUAGUCUCGUCCAAAGGACAGUCUAAAGUGGCUACCCGACUACUCUCUGAUGGCACACCAAUUGACGCUUCACAGAUGGGGUCAUUGAAGAAGGCCGAAUUUGCUCUGACCUGGUUUUGGGUCGUGUUUCUGACAUUCCCAAGAAUCGUCAGGGAAGCGGCGUCCUUGUUCUUUUACCACCAGCUACAUGUCUGGUACCGACCGGAGCCGUUAAAGGAUAGCCUUGGGAGGCUCGCAAACAGUACCGAAGCGAAACUGGAGUCAAUUUUUCGUCAAUACCUACGAUUUCUCGUCGAACAAUCGUCAAGCCCGCUGAGUGUGACUUAUGUCCCAAGUGGCCUUCAAGAGAGCAGCGAGGAAACCUUCACCUCUCCAGAAUCAUCGGGUCACCAGGAGCAAAUUGAGCACGUGAAGAUCAAAAUCCUUACGCCCGUCUUCUACUCUCGGUUUGUUCAUUAUGCGCAUGACUUUGAGGCCAUAUUCUGCGAACUGGCGGAAAAUUGCACCAUAUGGGUUGACCGGCCUGAAACGUUACCCAAAAUCUUUCUGAAGAAGCAGCCCCCGCCCUUAUAUGUACCGGGCUUUAUGGAUUUCCUGUAUUUCAAGACAAUCCAGCGGCUGCGGCGUCGGCCGCCAAAUAUUAUGCGCCCGAUGACUUCGGCCGAUUCAGCCGGAUCUACGACGACUCCAGAGGACCUCCGAGGCUUUCGGAUAUCGCCCAUGGAUGCAUUUGUUCUGGAGCACUCCAGCAGGGAAACACGAGCAUCCUAUCGAUCACUGCUAGCUCGAAUGUUUGUGGCAGACCGGUUCUUCUUUAGCAUACCCGAGAUCAUUGAUGCUGUACUGUUAAUCGGGCGUCUUAGCGUUGCCUCGUGGUUGCUGUCCUUUGGGUCGGCAAUACCACGCUGA